Messenger RNA from Babesia bigemina, 204 nucleotides. RefSeq lists its product as hypothetical. The transcript has a single exon. The record is from RefSeq and is a predicted model, not a curated record. The coding region runs from base 1 to 204 and encodes 67 amino acids. NCBI's taxonomy places the organism in Eukaryota, Apicomplexa, Aconoidasida, Piroplasmida, Babesiidae.
AUGGUGAAACUGUGUAAUAAUUCUUGUUCUAAAGGAGACUGCGCUACAUGUGUGGGCGGUAGUAUUGCCAUCGGCGUUGUUGCAUUUCCAGCCCUCGCUAUAUUGGUACUGUACAUCCUCGGUAUAUUCUACAACAAAAGUCUUGGUACAAUUUUCGCCGAAAUACGUGAUGGUUUCCGUGGUACCAAGCCUUCACUCCACUAA